Messenger RNA from Ipomoea nil (Japanese morning glory), 4509 nucleotides. Its product is annotated as histidine kinase 2-like. NCBI's taxonomy places the organism in Eukaryota, Viridiplantae, Streptophyta, Magnoliopsida, Solanales, Convolvulaceae. Bases 579 to 4316 code for a protein of 1245 amino acids. Gene Ontology annotation, biological process: phosphorylation; phosphorelay signal transduction system. Gene Ontology annotation, molecular function: phosphorelay sensor kinase activity. The transcript is spliced from 15 exons. The record is from RefSeq and is a predicted model, not a curated record.
UAUUUUUUUAUUGUUUUCAUUUUUGUUUUGUUGGGUUCUCCUAAAGUUCCCACCGGAUGAUGAGAUAAUGAUGUACCCACCACCACAGCAUAUGCUCCUCAAAACCAAACUGGAGAGAGAGAGAGAGACUUUUAAUCCCCAUUCUUAUUAUUGAUUCCAGUUGGAUUUGCAGUGAAACCAACUGGAUUGGGUUUCAUCCAUCUCAUUUUUCACAGUGGAAGAUGAUUACGAGAUUUUCUUGAAAAAAAGCUGCGAUCUUGAUGCUUCUCUUUCUCUUUCUUUGGUGGUGUAUGCUACAGAAAGCAGGGCUGUGAGGAAGGCUCUCUGAAUGUAGAAAAGAAAAUGGGCUUCUUUUUCUUCUGUUGUAUUAAUGAUUCCUCCACAGCAUACAAAAAUAACAUCUUUUGGUUUGGCGUGCUUGUCUUUCCUUCUUCCUCUUUGCUCUCCAAAACGGGUAAGGCUUUGAUGGGAUUUUGUUGUUCCAGUUUGUGAGCAUACUUGGUUGGUUACACGCUUCUGAAUUGACUAAUCGGAAUUGACUGAAUUUGAGGGGUCAAUUAAUAUCAUAUUGACUUUUGAUGAGCUUCUCUGCUGUGAAUGAGUUUGGUCUCAAGUUCUCAAGGCUAUAUCUGAAUAUGUGUAAUUGGGUUUUGGUGAAGAUGUCUAUGAACUGUAAAAGCCAUGGAAUGAAGGGAGGCUUCUCUUCCAAAUUCAGGCUCAAGAAGCCAAGAGAAUCCCAGCAUGGACCAAGUCCAAGGAGGAGGCAAUUCUUGUUUCUGUGGCUCUUUUUUGUUGCCAUUGGAUUCAUUUGCUUGUUGAUUAGUUCCUCUUAUGGGAGUUUGGGGAGGAAGAAGGUAGAGCCCCCCCCACACUUGGAUGGAGAUACCACCAACUUUUUGCUUCAACAUUUCAAUGUUAGCAGGGAAGAAAUUCAUGCUCUGGCUUCCUAUUUUCUUGAUACAGAUCAGAUCUCAUUGUUAAAAUGUAGCGGAAGUCCCAGAUAUGGAUCAAGCCUUAAAAACACUAUUACUUGUGUUCUCAAAGUGCUAACUUCAGAAAACCAAGUUUAUGAGAAAAAAUGCAAAUUGGGAGAGAAACUAGAGGCUUAUGGCCAGUGUCCUGUUUCAGAUGAGAACAUUUUUAGGAAUAUUGACUCUGUACUACAACAGACAUCAUCUUCAAUUUCAUCAGACCAUCAGUUUUGUGAAAAGGAAACAUUGAAAGUGAGAGCACUAGGGGAUCAGUGUAAGGAUAUAGCCUUCUGUUUCACCAAGAUAUUCUGGUGGAUCCUUCUUGGCAUUGCUGUGAGCUGGAAACUGCGGUGGUUACGUGCAGAAUCUGGUAGAAAUGAACAGCAGAAAUUAGUUUCGCAGCAAGAAUCUUCUCAGCAACCUCAGCUACUACAACACUUGCAACAACAGCAAGCCCAUGCUGCUUCUAGAGUUUCUCGAAAGUUGUGGGAAAAGCUUCUCGUUACUUUCGUAUUAUCUGGUGUGAUAGGAUCCAUUUGUUUAUUCUGGUACAUGAAUGAAGACAUCAUGUUCUGGAGGAAAGAAACACUGGCGAGCAUGUGUGAUGAACGGGCACGAAUGCUCCAGGAUCAAUUUAACGUCAGCAUGAACCAUGUUCAUGCCUUGGCUAUUCUUGUCUCCACCUUUCACCAUGGAAAGCAACCUUCGGCUAUAGAUCAGAAAACUUUUGAAGAAUACACUGAGAGAACAGCUUUCGAGAGGCCACUCACAAGCGGUGUUGCCUAUGCUCUAAGGGUUCUCCACUCAGAAAGAGAAAAUUUUGAGAGGCAACAUGGAUGGGCAAUUAAGAAAAUGGAAUCUGAGGAUCAAACUUUGGCCCAAGAAUAUAUGCCUGGGAAUUUGGAUCGUGCUCCUGAUAAAGAUGAAUAUGCGCCAGUCAUAUUUUCUCAACAAACUGUCUCCCAUAUUGUCUCGAUUGAUAUGAUGUCUGGAAAGGAAGACCGUGAAAACAUAUUGCGGGCAAGGGCAUCUGGGAAGGGAGUCUUGACAUCGCCUUUUAAGUUAUUGAAGUCCAAUAACUUGGGUGUAGUACUUACGUUUGCUGUAUAUAACACUCAUCUUGCUCCCGAUGCUACCCCAGAUCAACGUAUUAAUGCUACUGUCGGGUAUAUUGGUGCAUCAUACGAUGUCCCCUCGUUAGUCGAGAAGCUUCUUCACCAACUUGCGAGCAAACACACUAUUGUUGUAAAUGUUUAUGAUACAACGAACACGUAUUCUCCAAUUAAAAUGUACGGUACAGAUGAGACCGAGACAGAAUUAUUGCAUGUUAGCAACCUUGACUUUGGAGAUCCUGCUCGGAAGCAUGAGAUGCAUUGCAGGUUCAAGCAAAAACCUCCCCCGCCCUGGAUAGCAAUAGGAGCUUCGAUCGGUGUUCUUGUAAUCACCUUGCUUGUUGGUCAUAUAUUUCACGCUGCAAUAGCUCGGAUUGCCAAAUUUGAGCAUGAUUAUCAGAAGAUGAUGAAUCUCAAACAUCGUGCUGAGGCUGCAGAUAUUGCAAAAUCCCAGUUUCUUGCUACAGUUUCUCACGAAAUCAGGACCCCAAUGAAUGGUGUUUUAGGCAUGCUUCAGAUGCUCAUGGAUACAAAUCUCGAUGCUACACAACGGGACUUUGCCCAGACUGCUCAUGCUAGUGGGAAGGAUUUGAUAUCUUUGAUCAAUGAGGUAUUGGAUCAGGCUAAGAUUGAAUCGGGACAUCUUGAGUUGGAAGCUGUAUCUUUUGAUCUGCGAGCUGUUCUUGAUAAUGUCUUAUCACUUUCAUCUGGAAGAUCUCAUGAGAAAGGGAUUGAGUUGGCUGCUUAUGUCUCUGAUCAGGUCCCAGAAACGGUUGUUGGAGAUCCCGGAAGGUUCAGGCAAAUAAUCGUGAAUCUCGUUGGAAACUCAAUCAAGUUCACGAAAAACAAAGAGGGGCAUGUGUUUGUGACGGUGCAUUUAGCAGAUGAAGUGAGGUGCCCGGUUGAUGUGAAGGAUGAAGUCUUGACACAGAGCUUAUCCCUCGUUCGAGACCCGACGAACAGAUCUUUCAACACGUUGAGCGGGUUCCCGGUAGUUGACAGAUGGAGAAGUUGGCAGAAUUUCAAGAAGAUUAGCGGGGAAGAACGCGACAAGAUCAAGUUGUUAGUGAGUGUUGAAGAUACGGGCGUUGGAAUUUCUCUCGAAGCACAAGGCCGCAUUUUCACGCCUUUUAUGCAGGCUGAUAGUUCAACAUCUCGAACAUAUGGAGGGACGGGAAUAGGGCUGAGCAUCAGCAAGCAUUUGGUGGACCUUAUGGGCGGGGAGAUCGGAUUCUUCAGUGAGCCAGGCACCGGGAGUACCUUUUCUUUCACAGCCGCCUUUUCAAGAGACCAACGAGGUUCGGUAGAAGCCAAGUGGCAACAAUACGAUCCAGGCGUUCUAGACUUUCACGGGCUAAGGGCAUUGGUGAUAGAUGGCAAAAGAAUUCGAGCUGAAGUCACCAGAUACCACCUUCAAAGGCUGGGAUUAAACGUGGAGAUAACUUCCACGGUAGAUCAUGCAUGUUCAUAUCUAUCUACUUGUUCAAAGACAAGUGAACCCGAGCAUUUGGUCAUGAUUUUCAUUGAUAAAGACAACUGGGAUACGGAGAAUUCUUUAAAGGGUCUUAGGCCAUAUGGCUCAACGACUCUCAAUGGAGCCACGCCAAAACUGUUUCUGUUGGCAACAGAAAUGAGCUCGACAGAAUGCAAUCAGCUUAAAUCGGAUGGGCUAGUCGAUAACGUAUUAAUAAAGCCUAUUCGGUUGAGUGUCUUGGCGUCAUGCUUGCAAGAAGCUACUGGCUUUACGUAUAAGAGGCAAGUGACAAUGCCAAAACCCUCGACUCUUGGAAAUCUGCUGAAAGACAAACAAAUUUUGGUGGUGGACGAUAAUGUCGUAAAUCGAAGAGUGGCAGAAGGUGCCUUGAAGAAAUAUGGCGCGAUUGUGACCUGUGUCGAUGGCGGGAAGGCUGCUUUGGCUCUUCUUAAGCCACCUCACAACUUCGACGCUUGCUUUAUGGACCUCCAAAUGCCCGAAAUGGAUGGGUUCGAGGCUACUCGACAAAUCCGCAGGCUCGAGAACGAAUAUAGAGAAACAAUAAAUUGUGGCGAGAUAUUGGUUGACGUUCCUGGCAAACUGGCUCAUUGGCGUUUGCCAAUAUUAGCAAUGACGGCGGAUGUUAUUAGAGCAUCGAAUGAAGAGUGUAUGAGAUGCGGGAUGGAUGAUUAUGUGUCAAAACCAUUCGACGAAGGGCAGCUAUAUUCAGCAUUGGCGCGUUUCUUUGGAUCAGGAUGAUUAUGUAUCUAAACCAAAGGAGCUAGACUGUUCGAGCAUCUGACUUUUGACUUUGCUGUGGCUAUCGACUGCUUCAUAGCAUCGGUCAGACUACACUUGGCCUUUUGUCCCAUGUGGGGAUUGUUAAUGUCGGUGAUGUGCAUGUACUAUCUUGAAUGAACUCGUUUCCAGGAACGAAUGCUAACCCCCCGGG